Messenger RNA from Helianthus annuus (common sunflower), 1292 nucleotides. Its product is annotated as eukaryotic translation initiation factor 3 subunit I. Gene Ontology annotation, biological process: cytoplasmic translational initiation. Lineage: Eukaryota; Viridiplantae; Streptophyta; Magnoliopsida; Asterales; Asteraceae. The record is from RefSeq and is a predicted model, not a curated record. Bases 129 to 1112 code for a protein of 327 amino acids. Gene Ontology annotation, cellular component: eukaryotic translation initiation factor 3 complex, eIF3m; cytoplasm. Gene Ontology annotation, molecular function: translation initiation factor activity; protein binding; RNA binding. The transcript is spliced from 8 exons.
CAACCCAACACACAACCUACCCAGCACAAAUUCUCACAUCUUCUUCAAACUUAGGGUUUCCAAUUUCAAUCGUCAGAAAACCUUACAACGAUCUCGUACCUUCGAUACUCUUCGAUCCACAAACAAAAAUGAGGCCAAUAUUGAUGAAAGGCCAUGAGAGGCCACUCACUUUCCUCAAGUAUAACCGAGACGGAGACCUGCUCUUCUCCUGCGCUAAAGAUCACACUCCAACUGUUUGGUUUGCCGAUAACGGCGAACGAUUGGGCACUUACCGUGGCCACAACGGUGCCGUUUGGUGCUGUGACGUUUCAAGGGAUUCAACGCUAUUGAUUACUGGGAGUGCGGAUCAAUCAGCUAAGCUGUGGGAUGUUCAAACUGGAAAACAGCUUUUUACUUUUAAUUUUGAUUCACCUGCUAGAGCUGUUGAUUUUUCUGUUGGUGAUAAGCUUGCUGUAAUCACUACUGACCCUUUUAUGGGGCUGACAUCUGCUAUUCAUGUUAAACGCAUUGCUGCCGAUCCUGAUGACCAGAUUGCUGAUUCUGUACUUGUACUCAAGGGCCCUCAAGGAAGGAUCAAUAGAGCGGUUUGGGGACCUUUAAACAAGACAAUUAUUAGUGCUGGUGAAGAUGCUGUGAUUCGAAUUUGGGAUACAGAGACUGGAAAAUUGUUGCAAGAAAAUGAAAAAGAAGUUGGCCACAAGAAGACAAUCACAUCACUUGCAAAAUCAACUGAUUGUUCACAUUUUCUCACAGGGUCUCUAGACAAGUCUGCAAAGCUAUGGGACAGCAGAACAUUGACAUUGAUCAAGACAUAUGUUACUGAACGUCCAGUCAACGCCGUUGCAAUGUCUCCGCUUCUUAACCACGUGGUGCUUGGGGGUGGCCAGGAUGCAUCUGCUGUUACCACAACCGAUCAUCGUGCGGGGAAGUUUGAAGCCAAAUUUUAUGACAAGGUUCUGCAAGAAGAGAUUGGAGGCGUUAAAGGACAUUUCGGGCCAAUUAAUGCUUUGGCAUUCAACCCGGAUGGAAAAAGUUUCUCAAGUGGAGGCGAAGACGGUUAUGUGAGACUGCAUCAUUUUGAUCCUGACUACUUCAAGAUUCCAUCAAUUUGAUUUCACGGGGAUAUUGUUGACUUUCCCAACUUGGUUGCUUAGCGGGGUCGAGAAUGCGGUGGUGCGGCUUCUAUUUAAUUCAAGUACUGUUGAAUGAUUGUUUCAGUUUUGGUGAUACAAGAUACUCGAACACAAAUCAUUGCAAGCAUGGAAUGCAAAUAGAUAGUUUUGUUGAAUUUA